Molecule: messenger RNA, 7801 nt
Organism: Ictalurus furcatus (blue catfish)
Lineage: Eukaryota; Metazoa; Chordata; Actinopteri; Siluriformes; Ictaluridae
Gene: slc13a2
Product: solute carrier family 13 member 2
Exons: 12
Coding region: 2569-4410 (613 amino acids)
Biological process (GO): monoatomic anion transmembrane transport
Cellular component (GO): membrane
Molecular function (GO): transmembrane transporter activity
Source: RefSeq, a predicted model, not a curated record
UGGUGGAUUUCAGGAUGUGUCUGGUGGAUUGAGAGAGCUUUGGUCCAGAGAGACCAAAAUCUGACGGACCAACCUGGAUGGAACAAAUCUGAUGGACCAUCGGUGGCAUCAAGGUUACUCUCCCACUCCUUCGAAAGGCACAAUCAGAUAUUAACAUGUAGACACAUAAAGACAGCCAAUCAGCCAAUUGCAUCUAUUUUGAACUGCUGCUCAUGUUGUGUCGCGGGCUAGAAAGCGCUAUCGACCAUCUUACGCAUACAUGAACUCUCAAACACCUACGAUUGGCUCGAGUCGCUGUGAUUGACAGAGGAGACAGAAUAUGUCCACCCUGAAAGCCCGGGUACUUCUAAACAUCCGAGACUGGGAGACACUACAGCAGUAGAACAGCACACUGCAAAGAAGACUUAUCGUGAUAAGCGAUGCUGCAAAGAAGAGAUAAGAAGAGAUUACUAAGUCUGUGCAGUCUGCUAAAACCAUUCCACUACAUGAGCUGAGAACGGCAUAUUGUUAACUAUCUGCAGUAUUUUACUGCUUCUAACCCAGUUGAAGGAGUUGAUAGAUCACCUUUACACUCCAAUCCAACAUCCACAACGUCAUCCAUUUCUACAUAAUACAUCACGUACAGUAUUAUCACAUAAGCCUGCUAACCCAGUCUAUACUGUUGGCCUGCAGAUCCUGUUAAGGGAUACAUUAACACUGCUUAUAGUCCCUAGGAUUUGCCACAACAACAUCUGGUCAAAUUGAUAUCUGAAUGAAUCAUUUAAAAUAUAAAUCUCCAAAAAGCCUGCUGUGAAUUGAAGUAGACAUAUCGUCCUACUGUAUUUCUUCCCCCUUCACAGCACAGAUAAACCUUUGAGCAACUGUUGACCUUUAAAGGAUAAUGAGCUAAAGUUUAUAAUCACGAGCAUGCGCCAUGACACAAGGACAGCGACCUUCACCUCCAAGUUCCCGGUUUGAUCAAAGAACGCAGAUUAUUGUGAUCGGAUCCUGGCUGAUAUAUAAAAAUAGUGUGGGCAGAGUUAUUUGUAGCACUGUAUGUAGCAAAACAGGUUCAAGACGAGGUAGAAAGACGAGCAUACAGUGCCCUGUUGAAGCAGACACGGAAAUCUAGCGCGGUUUUAAUUCAACAGAAACGCUUGUGAGAACUGGAACUCGUCCUGCCGAAAGAUGUCCCGACCGAGUCCAGAUCCCAGAAAGUGCGAGCUCGUACAAUUCCUCACUGAUUAAUAAUAAUAAUUAUUUCGUGAUGUCAAGAUAGCUUAUCUUUCAAGGCGAAUAUUUUAACCUCAUGUGCAGUUCGUUUAGAUCUUUUCUAUGCAGUACUUUGCAUAAGUAUUCACGCCCCCCAACUCGAUUUUAUAUUGUUAAAUCCAGAAACUGAAAUGGACUUAGUUUGGGUUAUACUGUAAGUCAUGAAUUUACACAGAAUAGGCUAUAAUAAUGGAGUGUGGCGGGAAAACUUUAGAGAACAAGUCCGAGGCCAUGCUCCCUUCAGCGGAGGUGAGAGUCCCUAUCUCUGGUGGAGGAGUUUAGGUAUUUUGGGAUCUUAUUCGUGAGUGAUGAAAAAAUAGAGUUAGAUUGAUAGAUAGCUCGGUGUUGAAGCUGCUGUACUGGUCCGUGGUGGUGAAACAAGAGCUCAGUUUGUAAACAAAGCUCUCAGUUUAUGCCCCUAUCUACAACUAUUGUUAUGAGCUGUGGGUAAUGAUCACAGGGUUGCUGGGUUUACUCUGUCUGUGAUACAGUAGGUUGAGUAGUUUGGUAAUCUGGGAAAGAAAUUGGACUAUAGCCACUGCUAUCUCUAAAUAGAGAGGAGACAGUUGAGGUGGUUCGGGCAUCUUGCAAGGAUGCUCCCCGGUCAGCUCCUGCUAGUAUCAGGCACUGGUAACAGGAGAGCCCGUUGGGAGGCCCUGGACCCCCUGGAGAUAAUUCAUCUCACAGUUCACCUGGGAACAUCUGGGGAUCCAUCAAGAGGAGCUGAAAUCUGUGGCCAGGGAUAGAGGGAUAGUGACCAGCCUCUGUGACCACCACUGGGAAAAGCAGAAGGAAAAAUGAAUGAACAAAUCAUGAUAAACCUGUGAAUUAAUUCUGGUUCAAUCCACCAGUAAGUCGCAUAAUUAGUCUAAUGGCGUCCACAUGUUCGCAUUGAAAGUGUCACAAGAUCACAAAGUGAAUGCACCUAAACAAACAUCGUCAUGAAGACAAAGGACCUAUCAGAAGAAAUCUGCGACAAAGUUCUGGGAAAUCAGUUAGGCUGUGGUUAUAAAAAAAAAAAAAAAGUAAAAGGAAAUCAUAUCGCAUAUUGCUGUAUAAAACUAGAAGAAAUCGAAGAUAACAAAAGGUUAAACUGGCAACGAAAACUUUUUUUUAUUUCCUGUACGUCUUUCACUCCAUCCUCUUAUCCACCCAUCUCUCAGAGUUCAUACCAGCCCCUUUCUUUCUUUUUUUUUUUAAGUUAAUGUUUAAUUUUUUUUAAAACUGUCUGAUAAGGUUUAUAUACGCUUAACUUGUCGAGUCUCUCAUUCCUCUCUGAUCACACACACGGUGUGUCUUCCAUCUAUAACUACAAAAAUGGAUUUUUUCAAGCUAAACUGCGCACCAUUUAAGAGAUGGCUGAAAGGAAUCGGUUCAUGGCUAUGGAGAUACCGUAACUACUUGAUCAUCUACAUCACUCCUUUCCUGAUCCUUCCACUGCCACUGAUGUAUCCUUCAUCGGAAGCUAAUUGUGGCUAUGUUAUCAUCCUGAUGGCACUGUACUGGUGUACAGAGUGUAUACCGCUGGCAGUCACUGCAUUGUUGCCAGUCAUACUUUUCCCAUUUCUGGGCAUCAUGAGAUCCGAAAAGGUGUGCGUGUUGUACCUGAAAGACUCAAACAUGCUGUUCGUUGGUGGUUUGGUGGUGGCCAUAGCGGUAGAACAAUGGAACUUACACAAGCGUAUCGCCCUGAGCGUCCUGCUGAUAGUUGGUGUUCGACCUGCUCUGUUGAUGUUAGGAUUCAUGACUGUAACAGCUUUCCUCUCAAUGUGGAUCAGUAACACUGCUACUACCGCCAUGAUGCUGCCCAUCGCCCAGGCCGUGCUGGAGCAGCUCAGUAAAACAGAGGCUGAGAGAGACGACAGAGAGCUGAAAGAAGGCAGAGACAACCAGGCUUUCGAGAUGGCUGAAGUCACCACCUCCAAAAUUCCCUAUGAGACCGAAAACCAAUACGAGAUCUCAGUUCCAGAGCACACCAUGGACCCGGUAGCAGAGCAGAAAAGGAAGGCUCGGGAACAGAAGUAUCUCUGGCUGAAUAAAGGGAUGAGCUUGAGCGUGUGCUACUCCGCCAGCAUCGGGGGAACAGCCACCCUUACAGGCACCACGCCAAACCUUAUCCUCAAAGGCCAGAUGGAUGGCCUCUACCCAGAUAACCCAAAUGUGAUCAACUUCGCCAGUUGGUUUGGCUUUGCGUUUCCCAACAUGGUGUUGAUGUUGCUUUUGGCCUGGCUGUGGCUGCAGUGUAUGUAUUUGGGUCUGAAUUUUAAGAGGACAUUUGGCUGUGGGUUGAACAACGCUGAUGACAAGGAGGCCAACAAUGUGAUGAAGCAGGAAUAUAAGAAACUGGGCAGAAUGAAAUUCGGUGAAGGUGCUGUGCUUGCAAUUUUUGUGGUGUUGGUGGUGAUGUGGUUCAGCAGAGAACCAGGAUUCAUGCCAGGCUGGGCUUCUUCCUUUAACCAAAGUGAAGAGUAUGUUACUGACGGCACGGUAGCCAUUCUUAUAUCCACUCUGUUUUUCCUCAUCCCAUCUCAAAUACCACUGAGAUUCUGUGGGAGUAAGCAAGAUGAGCAUGUAGGAACAGGAGAAGGAGAUAACACAGCGCAGCUGAGACAGAAGAAGUCCAAGGCUCCCUCGACUCUGCUCAACUGGGCGGCGGUGCACGAGCGGAUGCCCUGGAACAUUGUCCUGCUCCUGGGAGGUGGAUAUGCCUUGGCUAGUGGCAGUGAGGUGUCUGGGCUGUCAGAUUGGCUGGGAAAAAAUCUUGCCCCGCUUCAGAGCAUCCCGCCAUUUGCCAUCUCAAUAUUGCUGUGUCUGCUGGUGGGAACGUUCACAGAGUGCUCCAGCAACACGGCCACAACAACACUCUUCCUCCCCAUUCUUGCUUCUAUGGCCUCAACUAUAAAGCUCCAUCCCCUGUAUGUCAUGCUGCCCUGCACCAUCAGUGCCUCCAUGGCCUUCAUGCUCCCAGUGGCCACUCCACCCAACGCCAUUGCGUUCUCAUAUGGCACCCUCAAAGUCCUCGACAUGGCAAAGGCUGGCUUCGUGCUAAAUUUAAUUGGCAUCCUGUGCAUCAACUUGGCAAUUAACACAUGGGGAACACUCAUGUUCAAGCUCGACACCUUCCCCCUAUGGGCCAACACGACAAAUGGAGCACCAUAAAAGAACUUUGCAGAAGAGCAAAAGAAUGAUGAGAAGGCAGUUGGAGGAGAGCAAAAAGGGAGGAAAAUGCAUGCCCCCCCCCCCCACCCCCAAAAAAGAGGGUAAAUGCAUUAUGUAGCAGAACUCUCAGCAGCUGUUCAACUGGCCUGAGCAAUACUGAACAAAUAUUCACAAGCAUAACCUUCUAUCUAUAUUUGUAUUUAUUCAUUCUUUUUUUUUUUACACACCAUAGAUGAAUUGACUCUAUGAAGUGAUGAGAAAGAAGUUUGCGUUCAGUAUUUCAGUAUAACGUGCUGUAUUUAAGGCUUUUAUUUAGGGCCAUUUUCCACAGUGAAUAUGACAUCUGCUACUGUAUACAGGCGCAUCUCAAAAAAUUAGAAUAUCGUGGAAAAGUUCAUUUGUUUCCGUAACCCGAUUCAAAAAGUGGAACUUUCAUAUAUUCUAGAUUCAUUACACAUAAAGUGAAAUAUUUCAAGACUUUUUUUUGUUUGUUUGUCUUAAUCGCGAUGAUGACGGCUUACGGCUCAUGGAAAUAAAAAAUCCAGCAUCUCAAAAUAUUCGAAUAAAGAAUUUAUAAUGCAGAAAUGUCGACCUUGUGAACAGGAUGUUAAUUUAUGCACUCGAUACUCGUCGGGGAUUUAAUCCUUUUGUAUGAAUUACUGCAUCAGUGCGGCGAGGCAUGGAGGCGAUCAGCCUGUGGCACUGCUGAGGAGUUCUGGAAGUCCAGGUUGCUUUGAUAGCGCCCUUCAGCUCGUCUGUGUUGUCGGAUCUGGUGUCUCUCGUAGAUUCUCUAUGGGGUUCGGGUCAGGCGAGUCGGCUGGACGAUCGAGCACAGUAAUACCACGAUCACAAACCAGUUACUAGUAGUUUUGGCACUGUGGGCAGGUGCCGAGUCCUGCUGGAAAAGUGAUCUAAAAUCUCCUGGUAGACGCUGCAUCGACUCUCGACUUGAGAAAACACACUGGACCAACACCAGCAGAUGACAUGAAACCCCAGAUCAUCACUGACUGUGGAAACUUCACACUGGACGUCAAGCAGCUUGGAUUCUGUUCCUGUCCACUCUUCCUCCAGACUCUGGAACCUUGAUUUCCAAAUGAAACGCAACAUUUUACUUUCAUCUUCCACGUGAUUGUGCUUGUGUACUGAACGAGACAGAGAUUAGAGCCUCAGGAAACCUUUGCAGGUGUUUUGAGUUAAUUAUCUGAUUAGAGUCUUCUCAGGUCGACAUUUCUGCAUUAUAAAUUCUUUAUUCGAAUAUGUUGAGAUACCGGAUUUUUAAUCUCCAUGAGCCGUAAUCAUCGAGAUUAAAACAAAAAAAAGGCUCGAAAUAUUUCUCUUUAUGUGUAACGAUUCUAGAAUAUAUGAACGUUCCACUUUUUGAAUUUAAUUACGGAAAAAAAGAACUUUUAAACGAUAUUACAUUUUUUUUUUUUUGAGAUGCACCUGUGUGUACAAUUGAAUUUUUGUAUGUGUUUUUUUUUUUUUUUUUUUUUUUUUUAAACUUUUGGAAAUUUUUCAUGGAUGGUUCAGCACCUGUAAAUUCAUGUCUAACCAAGAAAUGUGUGAACAAAACUGCGUGUCUAUGUCUAUGUGGAUCAAACUGGAGAGAAGGGUAUUAGCUGUGAUACUUCACAGUGCUGUAAGGCAGAAAGCUCCUAGCUCAAAGGGUGCAAUGGAAAGCUUCGCAACUAUCAAGGGAGGCAUGGGAUGUCUUUCGCCAAAUUAAUAAUACUGCAGUGUGAGACAGAGGGGAAAUGUAGUGGGAAGUAGCACAAAAAAAAAUGUGAAACAAUAAAAAACUGUAAAAUAAAGUUCUACUCUUAUUUACAUUAAAACGAUGUAGAUUUUUUUGGUGGACAAGCAGCAAAAAUACAGCAAAUAUUGUCCAAUCAUCACCAAAUUUGGCACACACCAUCUUCAGAGUAAGCCUCACAAAAGUUAUCAAAAUAAUUUUGAAUACUCCAAACGGAUGGUCCGUAAUGGGCCAACGAAUUUGACAGCAAAGUUGCCAAACAGGAAGUGAAGCUGUACUGUAUCUUAGCCAUGACUUUGCAGUACUGACACAAAAUUUGGUAGGCAUUCAAGACCAUGACCUCUGGCUAUGCAACAAAUUUCUUGUCAGCACCACCUACUGGUCAAAAGACACAAUAACAUUCCUAAAAUGCUUCCAUAUAUAUAACUGCCAUUUUUGCUUCUCCACCUCCAAAUUUUGUCUAAUCUUCUGCAAAUACAGCUCACAUCAUCUUGAGACCUGUCUGAACAAAAAGAUAUCAAAGGAAUUUUGAUAUUCAAAGCCGUUCUCCUGUAACGUGCUGGCAAAUGCAUCUGAAAACUUGACGAGUAUCUUCAUGACCACAUCCUAAUUGUACCCAAGAAAUUUCGUGACUGUGCCACCUUGUGGUGAAGAACUGUAACAACGUUCAUUUUUUUCCUUAUAUAAUUUGAAUCCUUUGCGCUCAACUCCCAUGUGAAAUUCAUGUGCACUUCCUGUCGACCAUCUUGGAUUUGGUCCAAAAAUGUUUUUUCGCUACUCCUCCUCCAAAUAAUUUCCAAUCAACACCAAAUUUGGCAUACAUCAUCUUCUGAUCACAGGUUUCGAAAGAGUGUCGAUAUUCCAAACGGUCCGCCCGUAACGUGCCAACGACGCAUCUGUGAAUGUGCGGCAGAAUCGAAAGAUCUUUGCUUCUUUCUAGAAAUAAACACUUGAAAUAAGACCAUUUUAAGACCAUUUAAAACUUGAAAUGAGUAAAAGAUAUCUAGAAAUGAGCUUAAUAAUCGUAUAUUUGGUUUAAACAAUCUAACAAAGAGAAAUAUUUGUUGAAUUUGCCCGUAUUCAAGAUAUUUUGACAAUUUGGACAAUUGCAACGUGUAAAUGAAACAAAAUGGGGAAAAAAACACCUACAAACAUGUCAAAAAAUCAAACAUACAUUUAUUUCUUUUAUUCCAGACUUGCAUCUGAGCUGUCCAAAACUUUACACUUUUUUGUUUUGUUUUUGUUUGUUUUUUUCUCUCAAAAUGUACAGUAAUUCACAAUCAUAAAUAAAACUGUUACAAGUUUGAACUAGAAACAUUAUUGAAGAACUCGUUUUGUGCCCUUGAGGACAUCAAAUAAAAACCAGACACAAUUCCUUAAAUAAUCCUAAAUUCACUUUUCUUUUAUUUUCUGCUUCUUUUUUUUUUUUUACACUUGAAAUAAAUGAAUCAUAGAAGAGAUACAACACGUCCUCGGAUAAAACGCUAAUUCUACUUUCUCCUCUCUACGUGAAUAUCCAAAAGGAACAGAACUCACUGGAAUGUGUGACCGAAGGAAUGCUUGAUGGAGAAAGAGAUUUGAAGUAAGUAACUCUCUCUCUCUCUCUCUCUCUCUCUCUCGCUCUCUCUCUCUCUCUCU